UUUGACCGUAAAGGUUGAUUUGACUAGAAAAAUCAAAAUACUGCACCUACAGAGAUAUUAACACACACACACACUUUUUUUUUCUUUUCUUUUUUUGAUGCAUAGAGAUUUUAUUCCAAAGACUGAAGGCUCAGUUCUACUAAAGACAUCUUGCCUGCACUCAAUUCUGGCUGAACGUAUUUCUGGAAGUAGGUCAAACCCAUCCAAUCCCCUACACAGGGUAGGGAGGAGAAGAGACAAUUUUCGGCCAGCUAACCCUACGAAAGGGUUAAACGAACACAUCUACCCACUGACCCUCUUCCCUGUUUCUGCCAAAGACCCUCUUUAAGCAGCCACCCUGGGGUCUGGCCUCCUUCUAAGCCCUUCCAGCUCUUCUCCAUCUGCAGAGGACUUUCAGGAAAUCAGGGCUGCAACUUCCUUGGAGGAACCCUAAGAAGCAGAGCUUCAGCUUUCAAAGACCUUCCCAUCUAAAGAGAAACAACUCAAGAAUCCUUUCUCCUCUCAAGGAAUCCUUCUGCUUUGAAAUCUCUCAAGAAGGUCGUUUUUUUGCCCAGCUGAAUAGGUUUCUGGGUGAUGCUUUUACAUCUGCCAGCAAAGCUCUCCAAAAAAUCUAGCUCAGCAGUUGCUGCUCUGAAGCUUUGCACAGAAUUACCUGAGAACAUCUGGCGCAAGGUCUGCAGCACAGAAGAUGUCUGGACCACAGAUGUGUCUGCCUUCCUGGUUUCUUCUGGUCAUGUGCUUCAGCCAUCCUUUAAUCACGGUUGUUGGUUUACAGCAAAACCUGAAGAAUGAGAUGUUCCACUUCUACCAGAUGUUCAUGCUUGCAGAGGGCAAGGAAAUGACAAUCUUCCUCUCAAAAGGGAUGCCUCAACGGUGCUAUUUUGUUCCAAAAGAAAGCAAGAUCUCUGCAUUCUUCACAGUGAGAAUAACCCCAUGUGAUGUCCCCAUUGAGUGGAGUAUACGGGUUCCUAAAACAUCGGCAAACUAUUUUGGAAAAACAAUUUCUGAUAAUUUGAACGCUCAGGAAGUCCUCCGAUUCCAGAAGGGUCCCAAGAUGGCGUGGACUCUCUUUAGUUAUCGAGGCAACUCGGUGGAAACCUACACAGGAGCGUCUCGCCAUUCCACAGUCUACAUGCUUGAAUUCCUCUCCAUUGAGAGAGACACCCAGAUUAAAGCAUAUUUGACCACGGACCCCAAAUCUGAUCACUUUUAUCCAGAACUGCCAAUGGACCCCCGCAUUGAUGUCGUUGGGAUUGGCCCCACCACAGUAACUCUGGCUUGGAAGCAGAGUCCAAGUGCCCUGCCACCCCAAGGAAACAUUCAUUAUUGUCUCCUGGCGAAUGAAAACUACAAUUUCAAGUCUUUAUGUGCAGCAGAAACGGCAAUGCAACCUUCAGGGGUGAAACGGUCUCCUACUUUGGUGGUCUCUCCCUCCGCAGGUAGCCUCACGUCUCAGGAACUACAGGCGCCGUCCAAGAGCGAAUUCAGCAUAAGUGACAAAGGUAGUGACGCACGAGUGAAAGAAGUCUGUGUGGGACUCACAAACACCUACACAGUGUCCCACCUGACUCCUGGCAUUCAGUACUACUUUGAUGUUUUUGCCAUCAAUUUCCUCACCAACACCAGUGCUGCUUACACCGGAACCUUUGCCCGCACUCUCGGAAAUCCUGAGCCCAACGUGAGCAAACUGAAGGAUGGGAAGACGAUUCAGCUGAGACUGGAUGGGAGGAAAUGGCCCUUUUACAAUUUGCUGUACCAGGCAAUGCAGAAGCGGGUUCAAUUUGCCUUCCAGUCUUGCAGCGGGCAACUCCAUUUGGAAAUAUCGAAGGACGGGGAAGUGCUGAUGUCAGAGAGAUUUGCUGGCUUGAGGCACUUCACCCUGAAAGGAAGGUUGGGAGAUACCUACCUGGUCCAUCUCCGGUCCACCGAGACUUCAGCUGCAUCCGUGAAGGUUCAGGUGUCCUCUCUCUUCCACAGGCCUUUCUUCCCAGCUCUGCCAGAGAGUUUAAAAAUCAGAUCCUUGAACAAACUGAGAAGCUGCCAUUCUGUCACCAUCGCCUGGCUUGGAACUCGGGAACUGAGCAAGUAUUGCAUCUACAAGAAGGAGAUUGAGGAGGACCAAACCUGGGUGGCCACCCGAAAGGUUGAUCGGUGCUCUGGGCCAGAGUCAAGGCAGAAGAGCGAAAAAGUGCUCUGCAAAUUCUUCCACGGUCUCAAUCUGCAGCGAGCUGUGACUACCGAAACCAUCAGGGGCCUGGAAGCAGGGACGGCCUACCUUUUCGAUGUGUACCUCAUUGGAUCCUCGGGGAUCCCCAUCCGCUAUUACAGCAAAGUUCUGAAGACAAGGAAGAGAUGUUGAGCCUCUUCAAACAACCGAGGAAAGGUAAAACUGGAGAAACACCGGACAAAAGCAACAUUGGCGAUUGCCGCCUUCAGAAUGAACUGGGGGACACACAAUUGUGUGUUGGAGAUGGCAAGGUCUGAAAUGGACACCCGAGCUUGGAAAAAAUAGAUUUGCCCCCUAUCACCCUUCUCCUUUGACCCGGAGGCUCCUCCCAAUAACAAAACACCCUGCCCCUGGAAUUAAAUCAUUCUUUUUCGAACCCAAGCCUACACGAUCAAAAACCUGAAGGAUGCCUGUUUCGUAAGGUCAAAUCCUUUUGCUUUGUCUUCCAGUUUAAUGCCUGUCAGAAAGUUCGUGGGAGACAAAGUCUACGGGACUGCAAGAGAAUAUAAAAGGAGAAAUACGAUCGCUAGAGGGCGGUACAAUAUUAGUCAAAGCAAGAGUAAGAUCAUGCAAUAGCUUAGUCUGGGUUAAGACACCUAAACAAAGGCGUUGAAGAGUGGGUGUGUCUUGUAGUAGGAUCCCAGCUCGAUCCAGUGGAGCUCCUUUCCAGAAAUUAGGAACAGAACCCACCACUUAGCCUCCCAGUGGAAAAGAGCAGUAAGAAACUUACAAGUUCUUCCCCUGCCAACAUGUAGAGAGAUUGAUGGGCAGCUGACAUGAUCCAGGGCCUUCGGAGGGUUAGAGGUGAGCUCAGCUCCCUUUUCCAUCAGAAGCUCCUUUCACCAUCACGACCAUGCUAGGUCUUUCUUUCCCCAUUUGAAAAAAUGAGAAUAAAUGCUGGCAACAUUAAAAUAUGUGGGCUUCGAUUUCAAGAAUGAACAGUCAACUAUAAAGGAUCCUGUGAAAGUCCUAGGCCAAGACAUGGAGGAAAAAAAAGAGUACAUCAAAGCAAAUUCAGAAGGAAGGAAGGAAGGAAGGAAGGAAGGAAGGAAGGA
This is a messenger RNA of Crotalus tigris (Tiger rattlesnake), 3282 nucleotides long. Its product is annotated as protein NDNF-like. Gene Ontology annotation, molecular function: protein binding. Gene Ontology annotation, biological process: extracellular matrix organization. The transcript is spliced from 4 exons. Lineage: Eukaryota; Metazoa; Chordata; Lepidosauria; Squamata; Viperidae. The record is from RefSeq and is a predicted model, not a curated record. The coding region runs from base 689 to 2359 and encodes 556 amino acids.